CGAAUUGUGGUCAUGCGCAGUUGGUCAGCUGUUAGCAGCUGCGUUGUAAACGAGAAGACAGGAUUGACUGUUUUCAUUUUUGGUUUUGAAUCUAUAUUUGUUACAAAUGGCUGGUACUGCGUUGAAAAGACUUAUGGCUGAGUAUAAGCAACUGACUCUAAACCCUCCUGAGGGGAUAGUUGCAGGUCCAGCAAAUGAAGAGAACUUCUUUGAAUGGGAGGCUUUAAUUAUGGGUCCUGAGGACACUUGUUUUGAGGGUGGGGUUUUCCCGGCCCUCCUGUCCUUCCCGUCAGACUACCCCCUCAGCCCACCCAAGAUGAGGUUCACAUGCGACAUGUUCCACCCAAACAUUUACCCAGAUGGCAGGGUGUGCAUUUCUAUUCUGCAUGCUCCUGGGGAUGACCCUAUGGGCUACGAGAGCAGCGCCGAGAGGUGGAGUCCUGUCCAGAGUGUGGAGAAGAUCCUACUGUCUGUAGUCAGCAUGUUAGCAGAGCCCAAUGAUGAGAGUGGAGCCAACGUUGAUGCGUCUAAGAUGUGGCGUGAGGAUCGGGAGCAGUUCUACUCCCAGGCUCAACAGAUCGUCCGCAAGUCCCUGGGUCUCUAAUAGCAGUGACAUCAGGUCCCAAAUGGCAUCCUAGUCCCUAUAGAACGUCUUGCUUAUGACCCGAGUCCUCUACCGUAGUAUAUAGGGCUUAGUGUGCUGUUUGGAACCGCUCUCUUUCUGGAUCUACUGCUUCAUUUCACUCAUGACGUCACCGGGAUAAUGUCACUAAGGACAGGAAGUUGUCACGAUUUGACCGGAAGGUUUCGGGAGACGACAGUGGACAUCAAACUAGCUGGUGACCAUGGAGACAGAGAUGACUGAUGCCCUGGGGUACCAUGUGACCACCAAUUAUUAACUCAGAAGACCUGUUUGUUCAGUUCACAGCAUUGUCUCUCCCCUGUCUCUCUCUUGCCUGUCUCUCUUUUUCUCCCUGUCUCUCUCACGUCUCUCUCUUUCUCACCUCUCUCUCUUCCUGUCUCUCACCUCUUUUCCCUUGCUCUCUCUCUCUGUCUCUCUGUCUCUCUGUCUCUGAUGCACUUUAUUUGUAUCCAAAGGAAUAAUAUUUUUAGGAGUGUUACUAUCAGAACGCCACUAUUCACCUUGCUCCAUAAUGACCUAGAGGUGCUGGGUCUCAUUGGACUCGUAAAUAAAUAAUAAAAGCGUUUUGAAAACGUGUCAAUGCUCCAUAAUAGACAAUACCUUUAUUAAAUAAUAAAAGCGUUUUGAAAACUUG
This is a messenger RNA of Esox lucius (northern pike), 1277 nucleotides long. It is a transcript of the gene ube2g2, whose product is annotated as ubiquitin-conjugating enzyme E2G 2 (UBC7 homolog, yeast). NCBI's taxonomy places the organism in Eukaryota, Metazoa, Chordata, Actinopteri, Esociformes, Esocidae. The transcript has 6 exons. Gene Ontology annotation, cellular component: cytosol; endoplasmic reticulum. The record is from RefSeq and is a predicted model, not a curated record. The coding region runs from base 107 to 604 and encodes 165 amino acids.